CUGUAGUGCCUAAUGGCGGCCUGCACGAUUUUCGCGACAAGAUAAAUUUUGUGUAAAUAGACAUUUAUGUUUCUUAGUAAUCGAUCAGGAUGAAUCAGAAUAACACCGUUCUAGUUUUAGAGACUCUUCGAAAUGCAGCUAGCCAAAAUGCCGAUCAACUCAAACCAGCAGAACAACAGCUCAAAUGCUGGGAGACAGAGAAGUGGUUUUAUUCAGCUUUGUUGACAAUUUUUUCAGACCGCACCUUAGACGUUAACGUACGUUGGUUAGCAGUACUGUACAUAAAAAAUGGCAUCGAACGGUACUGGAGGAAGAAUGCAACAAAUGCCAUAUCAGAAGAAGAGAAAAAAGUACUUAGGGAAAAGAUGAUAUCGAACUUCACGGAACCCAUAGAUCAGUUGGCCCUGCAAGUGGCUGUCCUUGUGUCCAAAGUUGCCAGGUUUGACUGCCCAAACGAUUGGCCAGAACUAGUCCCCACAUUAUUGGAAGUCGUCAGGAGUCCUGAGGAUUUGACGCAGCAGCGAGGCCUCCUGGUGUUGCAUCACGUGACGAAGGCCCUGUCCUCCAAGCGCCUCGCUGGAGAUCGCCGGAUAUUUCAGGAACUGACGAACAACAUCUUUGGGUUCAUUCUGCAACUGUGGACAGUGCAAACGGAGGUAUUCUUAACGCAAAUGUCGGGAAAUCAGAACAACCUUAAUAUGGUGCUUGGAAAGUCGCUGCUGUGCUUGAAAGUUUUGAGAAAACUUGUUGUGCACGGAUUCAAAGAGCCUGGUCGCGUUCCCGAAGCCACACAUUUUCUGUCGCUAGUCUUCCGGUGGAUGAAACCCAUGCUAGAAUGCAGAAAAUCUUUGAGUUGCAAUUCACAUCUGCAGCAGAUCUGUGAGAAGUAUGUAAUCUUGUUGACCAAAGUGUUGCAUGAUGUCCUGGAGAUCCAUCCAUUCUCCUACAUACCAUUUAUCAAGCCCUCUCUAGAGACAUCUGUUUCACUCUGUUUUACGGAAGCUGGAGAAGGUCUUUUGUUUGAGAGGUUCACAGUUCAGUCACUAAACCUUAUCAAGGCCAUUAUAUCAUGUGCAGAGUAUCGUCCCUGCAAAAUCCCUGAAGAAACACGAGACCCUGCAACACUUCAAGCUGAUAAGCUGAAAAUGGAAUUCUUCACGCUUUCCACAGUGGCGGAAAUGUGUCGACGACUAGUUCUUCAUUAUUUUCUCUUAGGAGUAGACGAGCUGGCAAUCUGGGAGAGUGAUCCUGAGGGCUUUGCAUCGGACGGUGGAGGUGAAGCGUGGAAAUUCAGCUUGAGGCCAUGCACAGAAUGUCUCUUUUUAACAAUCGUCCACGAGUUUCGAGAAUCCCUCAUUCCCUUGCUCAUGGAGCUUGUUCAGAGUAUACAGCCUCCUGCAGGUGCUAUCAGUUUCCAGGCAAUUCUCAACAGAGAUGCAGUGUACAGUGCUGUGGGCCUAGCAGCUUUCGAAUUGCACGACGAACUGGAUUUUGAUAACUGGCUCCUCCAAGUUCUUUUGCCCGAACUGAAGGUGUCAGAAGCGAGCUAUCGCAUUGUGCGGAGACGUGUCGUGUGGCUCAUGGGACAGUGGGUCGGCGUCAGAUUCUCCAAAGAACUUAAAGUUAUCCUGUACAAAACACUUAUUGAAUCCUUAGACCCAUCGGAAGACCUUGUUGUUCGACUGACAGCAGCGAGCGCCGUCAAAGCAGCAGUAGAUGAUUUUGAAUUCAGCAUAGAAGAGUUUUUGCCUUACUUGGAAUCUUAUGUGUCUCUUCUCUACAAGCUUCUUCAGCAAGUAAACGAAUGUGAUACCAAGAUAACAGUUCUUCAUGUGACAUCCUUCAUUAUUGAACGUGUUGGAAGCCACAUCCUUCCCUAUGCAAACGACCUUGUGCAUUACUUGCCUCUUCUCUGGGAAACAGCUGGGGACCAUAACCUCUUAAGAUGUGCCAUUGUGACAACGCUAGUUAGGGUGGUCGAGGGCCUAGGUGCACAUAGUGAGAAGUUGCAUGGAUUUCUGCUCCCCGUUGUCGCGUUUGGCACAGAUGUGAGGCAGGCGCCUCACGUUUAUCUCAUGGAAGAUUGCCUGGACCUCUGGUGGGCAAUCCUCAAUAAUUCCCGAGCAUCAUCUCCGGAGCUCUUACAGCUUGCCCAAUAUCUUUUUCCACUUUUUGAGCUGGGUUCUGAAAAUCUAAAGCUUUGCUUCCAAAUAGUGCAGGCAUAUGUCCUGCUGUUUCCCAAGGAAUUCUUACAGGCAUAUGGUGAGCGACUUGUCAAAGCAACUACAGACUUGAUUGUGGAUUUGAAUCGUGAAGGGAUACUCAUGAUUAUGCGGAUGGUGGAGCUCGUGAUUCGAGUUUUUCCAGAAGAGGGUCCGCAGCUUUUCUACCCGAUGUUGGUCCACGCACUCAAAGAGGCCCUGGAAGGAGAGAAUGCCUCUAUGCUGAUGUCAGUGUGCCUGUCCAUCGUCGCUCGGGUGAUUCUCCACUCUAAAUCCUGCUUUAGUAAAGUGCUGCAGGAUGAAGCACAAAGCCGAGGGCAUGAGGUAGUAGAAAUAGUUUUUGGCAGCCUACUGGACAGGUGGGUUGAAAAAAUGCCCUUGGUGAAUCCCGUAGAGCGAGAAAAGCUUUUGGCCCUCACGUUGGCCUCAAUACUCACCUCCAAUUCCAAAGCGGUGUACGAUCGAAUCUGUGGAAUUCUGCUAGCUAUUGUAGAAGUUUUGAAUGAUGUUACAAAGUCUGACAACCUUGGUGCACAAGUGGAUUCGCUGGUGUUGACUGAUUCAGAACCACCACAGCCUGACGAGGAAGACAGUGAACACGAUCGUCGAAAAAUCGAGUUGUCGAGACAAGACCCUGUGCACACGGUUGUUCUGAAAGACUUCCUCUGUUCCCAACUCAAUGCACUACGAGAAUCUCUCGGAGAACAAAACUUCGAAGAGCUUAUGGGCCAGGUUGAUGUUGAAACGAUGCAGCAGCUCAAGUUCUACCUUGAAGGGCCAGGACAACCUACACCACGGCCAAUCAACGGGGCUGGAGGGAACAUAGCUCGUGUCUCAAACUCCGGGAUAGCUUGAUUCUACCUCGUUUCUGUUCUUUUACUUGAGAUUUGUCAAGAGCACUUGGGGAGACUGGGUUGGCCACCCACUUUUAGAUUUGUUUUAAGGAAAGUGUCAAACGGCGGCUCAUAUGGAAGGUUUGGGUAAUAAGAGGCGUUAUCAAAGUGAUGCAAUAUGUUGCUUUAUUCCGAGGUUGUUUUGUUGGGGAUGUCGGUGUUUUAAUGCUACGUACCAAAUGUUGAUUUUGCUCCGAAGCUGCUGAGUGUGCGUCGGACAUGAGGACAUGGUUGAAUUGAAUGGCUCUUACCGUCUUGCUGCAUGUAGCGUAGUAUACCUGGAUUUCUGCUGAAUUGAGGUACCGUCAUUAAAUUUUGCGUGCAGGUUAAUAGUUUCCACGCAGUGAUAGGAAGCUCUAUGUUUAUCAAACCGGAAAUGUCUGGAACGAGAGUUUUGUGUCCAAAGCGGACACAAAUUUGACCUUUGAGACUAUGUGAGACCUCUCAAGCGUUGGCUCGUGUUCUCGUGGCAGCAAAAUGUUGAUGCAUUUUGGGUUAUCUCUUUGCACACAAGUACUGCUCUUUUCAUAUAGUUUCUACAUAGGAUGUGGAAAGCAACCAUUUUCAUUAUUCUUCAACUGAGAACUUGUACUAAAGUUCCGCAAAUCUGAUUUCGGACAAGCGACACGUCGUAAAUGACAAAUUGCCAAAGUACUGUGAACUGCACAACCUUGCAAUCCUUUCUGUUGGUGCUUGUAUGAAUGUUCUGUACAGCUCUUAUUUUUUUGCUUCACAUUGUUGCAGUCGUCCUGACAGCUCGACCUGCUCACGAGCUAAUCGAGCAGCAGUCGCAUAGUACUCUUGUUGCCAAAUACAAGUGCAGCAUGUGUUUUAUUGUACUAAUUUGUUUCUCAGAAAUAGCCAAAAGGAGUUUUUGGAUCCUGUUAAUAAAUGUAAGUUGGCAAUAUUUUGCAUUUUUAUGUCAGUUUUUUUUUUUUCUCGCCUUGCAAACCCUGUUGUAGUUGGCACUGUGUUACCACAAAUCUUCAAUAACUACAAAUGUCUGCCCAAAUCAGGUGUAUAGUGAUAUGGAAGUGCUUCGCUCAGGAAAAUUAUAGGUAAUGCUGUAUUUUGUUAUGUCUUAGCAGGCUUUCUCUUUAGUUUCAUGCAGAUUUGUUUAUUUGUUCGAAGUGAUGCAAAAGUGAUUUAUUAAAAUGUGAUAAAUAUA
Molecule: messenger RNA, 4283 nt
Organism: Ornithodoros turicata
Lineage: Eukaryota; Metazoa; Arthropoda; Arachnida; Ixodida; Argasidae
Gene: Impbeta11
Product: importin-11-like
Exons: 26
Coding region: 90-3077 (995 amino acids)
Biological process (GO): protein import into nucleus
Cellular component (GO): cytosol; nuclear envelope
Molecular function (GO): small GTPase binding
Source: RefSeq, a predicted model, not a curated record